Sarcophilus harrisii (Tasmanian devil) is the source of this 6111-nucleotide messenger RNA. It is a transcript of the gene POGZ, whose product is annotated as pogo transposable element derived with ZNF domain. The coding region runs from base 1524 to 5852 and encodes 1442 amino acids. NCBI's taxonomy places the organism in Eukaryota, Metazoa, Chordata, Mammalia, Dasyuromorphia, Dasyuridae. Gene Ontology annotation, molecular function: RNA polymerase II cis-regulatory region sequence-specific DNA binding; DNA-binding transcription factor activity, RNA polymerase II-specific. Gene Ontology annotation, biological process: regulation of DNA-templated transcription. The transcript is spliced from 20 exons. The record is from RefSeq and is a predicted model, not a curated record.
AGAGGUAAACUAUCCUGUGUUCCUCUAAUUUAUUUAUAAAUGAGAUUUCUUUCUAAUACAACCAUAUCUAUUCUUAUCUCCUAACAUUUCUUCACUCUGACUCCUCUUUGCACUUUACUGUGCAAGGUCUUUAUUUCCCCAAUUAUAAGAGCCAUCACCCCCUCAGGGCAGUUAUUAGCUAGCUGCUACCCCAGUACUAUUAUCAGCAGCAGACAGAUGUCAUUGGAAAAUCUUAGAUCACCCCUGUGACUUCAGGAAGGCAAGCAUUCUGUAUGAGAAUUGACUAAUAAGAGCCUUUCCCUUCCCUCCCUCCAUUCGCCUUCUGGGUGGGUGGGUUCAAGAAGACAGGGAUGGAUUCUAAUCUGCAUCACAUCUCAUUACAUUUUCUUUGCCCCAAAUCCCAUUCAUCUUCUAAAGUUCAUUAUUGUUGAGGGCACCAAUAUUUCCUUACUUAAUUCACAACCUAAAUAUCAAUUUCUGUUCACUUGAUUUCUAAAUCUUAUUUCUGCCUUGUUUUUCCAAUUUAUCCCCAAUCUUCAUCUCACAGAACCACUAAUCUGCCUCUUGCUUGAACUAUUGUAACAAUCUUUUAAUUUAUUUUUCUGCCUUAAAUCUCUCCCUCUUUCAGUUCAUCCCCCCCACACCUACCAAAGUUAUUUUCCUAAAAAACAAGUCUGACUAUAACAUCCUUACUCAGGAAACUCCAUUGGCUCCUUAAUGGCGUAUAGGAUCAAAUUUUAUUUCAUCUUUAUCUUUUUAGAAAAAUUCUCUUUUGUAUCUUGUACAUACUUAUUAAUAUAAUAACAUGAAACUUUGUAAGUAAAUAUAUACAUUGGGAGUGCAGGUUCAAAACUUUUUAUCAAUAGUAGUUUAUGAUAAGGAAAAUUUGAGAUUACUUUAUUACAUGAAUUACCAUCUCAUAUUUCAUUUUAUUUGUACCCUUACGAUAGGAGUAGUGAAAGACAGAAAAAUGGCCCUUUUUUUUUUCAUUGUCAACAAUUAUGGGAAAGAUUUGGUGAGAAAGAAGUAAACCUUUGAAACCAAUAGCUAAAAUGAAGGUGUUUUGGAUAAUAUGGAUUUCAGUAAUGCAUGGUAAUUCAUUUCCUUACUGAACUAAAAAUAAUUAAACAACUGAUUAUCAGUUGAAAUACCAUGAGAAUUAGCAUGAUACAGAAGAAAUGAUUGAGUCUGAAUACUCAGUCCUAGUUCUGCCAUUUCUGAUCUGUGUGACUGACCAAAUCACUUAAACUCACUCUCUGGACCUGUUCUCUCAUUUAAUAAAAAUAGGGGUUUGGACCUAUAAAGUGCUUUCCAUCUCUAAGUCUAUGAUAUAAUGAUUAAGGUUGGUUCCCUGUUUUGAAUGCUUGGAGAAGAUGAUUUUUCACUAAGUUGAAUUGAGUCUUUAAUUGUAAGCAAAGUAUAUUGACAUUGCUACUUGUUUCUAUAUUGAAGGCUAAGAAAUAGUAAUGGGACGGAAAAAGAUUCCCUUGACAUCUUAAAGGACACACCAGUUUAUUUGUAUCAUGGCAGAUACCGACCUGUUUAUGGAAUGUGAGGAAGAGGAGCUGGAGCCAUGGCAGAAAAUAAGUGAUGUGAUUGAGGAUUCUGUGGUUGAAGAUUAUAAUUCAGUGGAUAAAACAGCUACAGUUUCUGUGAGCCUGCAGCCAGUCUCAGCUCCAGUGCCCAUCGUUGCCCAUGCUUCUGUUGGUGGGCACCUCUCUACAUCCACCACCGUUAGUAGCAGCGGAGUACAGAACAGCGACAGUGCCAAGAAGACGCUUGUCACACUAAUUGCCAAUAACAAUGGUCCAACACUAUACCACAAUACCUCCCUCAGAGAUCUCCAUGUGAAGCCACCAUUGCUGCCUCCCAGCAAUCCUGUAAUCAGAAACCACUGGUACUCCUACCCCACAGCAGGCAAUCCUUUGGUUCAGCAAGGUGGACAACCACUCAUCCUGACACAGAAUCCAGCCUCAGGUCUGAGCACCAUGGUCACUCAACCAGUAUUGAGGCCUGUCCAGGUCAUGCAGAAUGCCAACCAUGUUACUAAUUCCCCUGUGACCUCGCAACCCAUAUUCAUCACUACACAGGGAUUUCCUGUAAGGAAUGUUCGGCCUGUACAAAAUACAAUGAAUCAGGUUGGAAUAGUAUUGAAUGUACAGCAAGGCCAAACAGUUAGACCAAUUACACUAGUCCCAGCUCCAGGUACCCAGUUUGUUAAACCCACAGUUGGCGUCCCUCAGGUGUUCUCUCAGAUGACACAGGUGAGGCCCGGCUCCACGAUGCCUGUGAGGCCCACCACCAACACCUUUACCACGGUCAUCCCAGCCACCCUCACCAUCCGCAGCACCGUCCCGCAGUCCCAGUCUCAGCAGACCAAGUCCACUCCCAGCACCUCAACCACUCCCACUGCCACGCAGCCGACCUCGCUGGGGCAGUUGGCUGUACAGCCACCGAGCCAGUCCAGCCAGGCCCCGAAUCCCAAGCUAGCUCCCUCCUUCCCCUCUCCGCCUGCAGUGAGCAUUGCCAGCUUUGUCACUGUCAAGCGACCUGGGGUGACAGGUGAGAAUAGCAAUGAGGUGGCCAAGCUGGUGAAUACCCUCAACACCAUCCCUUCCCUGGGCCAGAGCCCUGGGCCAAUGGUGGUGUCCAACAACAGCCCUGCCCACAGCUCUCAGAGAACCAGCGGACCUGAGUCAUCAGCAAUGAAAGUGACUUCUCCAAUACCAACAUUUGACCUCCAGGAUGGUGGCCGGAAAGUCUGCCCACGCUGUAAUUCCCAGUUCCGUGUCACUGAAGCUCUGAGAGGCCACAUGUGUUACUGCUGCCCAGACUUGGUUGAUUUCCUGAAGAAAGGAAAACCUCUUGAUUCAGAGCCCACUAUCACAUCAGCAACAAAGCCACCAUCCCCAGAGAAGACUGCUCCCAUGCCCUCCACGCCAUCUACACCUGCACCUACCCUGUCGCCACCUGCCAAGGCCCCUGAACCCAUGGAGAAUUCAGGUGAUGUCACUCAGAGCAAGCUCAUCAUGUUAGUGGAUGACUUCUAUUAUGGACGGGACAGUGGCAAAGUGAGCCAGCUCCUCAACUUUCCUAAGGUGCCCACGUCCUUUCGAUGCCCACACUGCACGAAAAGACUUAAAAACAAUAUCCGGUUCAUGAACCACAUGAAGCACCACGUGGAGCUGGACCAGCAGAACGGGGAAGUGGAUGUCCACACCAUCUGCCAACACUGCUACCGCCAGUUCUCCACUCCCUUCCAGCUUCAGUGCCACCUGGAAAAUGUUCAUAGUCCCUAUGAGUCUACCACUAAGUGCAAGAUUUGUGAGUGGGCCUUUGAGAGUGAGCCCUUGUUCCUCCAGCACAUGAAGGACACCCACAAACCCGGGGAGAUGCCUUACGUUUGCCAGGUGUGUCAGUACCGCUCUUCCCUGUACUCAGAGGUAGAUGGUCAUUUUCGCAUGAUCCAUGAGGAUACCCGGCAUCUGCUCUGCCCCUACUGUCUGAAGGUCUUCAAAAAUGGCAAUGCAUUCCAGCAACAUUUCAUGAGGCACCAGAAGAAGAGUGUCUAUCACUGUAAUAAAUGCCGGCUGCAGUUUCUGUUUGCCAAGGACAAAAUAGAGCACAAACUUCAGCAUCACAAAACCUUCCGCAAGCCCAAACAGCUGGAGGGCCUGAAACCAGGCACCAAGGUGACCAUCCGGGCAUCCCGAGGACAGCCACGAAUACUGCCUGUCUCCUCAAAUGAUGCACCACCUAAUGCCUUGCAAGAUGCUGCCCCCCUGUCUACCCCAGCAGACCCUCUUCCCAUCUUCCUUUAUCCCCCUGUCCAGCGAAGCAUCCAGAAGAAAGCUGUCAAGAAAAUGAGUGUCAUGGGCCGGCAAACGUGCCUGGAGUGCAGCUUUGAGAUCCCUGAUUUCCCCAAUCAUUUCCCUACCUAUGUCCACUGCUCCCUGUGUCGCUAUAGCACCUGCUGCUCCAGAGCAUAUGCCAACCACAUGAUCAACAAUCAUGUUCCACGGAAGAGCCCCAAGUACUUGGCCUUGUUUAAGAACUCCACUGUCAGUGGGAUCAAACUGGCCUGUACUUCCUGCGUUUUUGUUACUUCUGUGGGAGAUGCCAUGGCUAAACAUCUGGUCUUCAAUCCAUCACAUCGAUCCAGCAAUAUUCUACCACGAGGACUGACUUGGAUAUCCCACUCUAGGCAUGGCCAGGCCCAUGACCGGGGCAUAAAGAACACCUACCCUUCUGCUUUCCCCCAUAACAAAAUUGCCACUGUGAAACCCGUGGGCACCUCCCCUGAGUGUGGGGAGCCCCCUGUAUCCCAGGCCCAGCUGCUCUCAGCAUCAUCUCCACUUCUCCCUCCAGGAGCCCCUGGCUGUCCCCAGACUCCAGCAUCCCUUCUGCAUGGAGAGGGGGCUGAGUGCCUGAGUCUUGACGAGCAAGAGGAAGGAGCCCUAGCUCUGUCGGACCCCGAGCCAACAGCAGCCGGGGGCCUCAGCGGAGCCGGCAAGAAGGAACAGCUGUCAGUAAAGAAGCUGCGAGUGGUACUGUUUGCCUUAUGCUGCAAUACUGAGCAAGCGGCCGAACAUUUCCGCAACCCACAGCGGCGUAUCCGGCGUUGGCUGCGGCGCUUUCAGGCCUCCCAAGGAGAGAAUCUGGAAGGCAAGUAUCUGAGUUUAGAAGCCGAGGAGAAGUUGGCUGAAUGGGUCCUGACGCAGCGGGAACAGCAGCUUCCUGUCAAUGAGGAAACACUCUUCCAGAAGGCCACCAAAAUCGGGCGGUCGCUGGAGGGUGGUUUCAAGAUCUCCUAUGAGUGGGCAGUGAGGUUCAUGCUUCGGCACCACCUGACCCCUCAUGCCCGGAGGGCCGUGGCUCACACCUUACCCAAGGAAGUGGCAGAAAAUGCUGGACUCUUCAUUGAGUUUGUGCAGCGGCAAAUCCAUACCCAGGAUCUGCCUCUUUCUAUGAUCGUGGCCAUCGAUGAGAUCUCCCUGUUCCUGGACACGGAAGUGCUGAGCAGCGAUGACCGGAAGGAAAACGCCCUGCAGACAGUGGGCACCGGGGAGCCCUGGUGUGACGUCGUGCUGUCCAUCCUGGCGGACGGCACCGUCCUUCCCACCCUGGUCUUCUACAGGGGGCAGAUGGAGCAGCCUACCAACGUGCCAGAGUCCAUCCUGCUGGAGGCCAAAGAGAGUGGCUACAGCGAUGAUGAGAUCAUGGAGCUGUGGUCCUCAAGGGUGUGGCAGAAGCACACGGCCUGCCAGCGCAGCAAGGGCAUGUUGGUGAUGGACUGCCAUCGCACCCACCUGUCCGAGGAGGUGCUGUCCAUGCUCAGCUCCUACAGCACCCUCCCAGCCGUGGUGCCCGCGGGUUGUAGCUCCAAGAUCCAGCCUUUGGAUGUGUGCAUCAAAAGGACUGUCAAGAACUUCAUACACAAGAAGUGGAAAGAGCAGGCCCGAGAGAUGGCAGACGGCACAUGUGACUCCGACAUCCUCCUUCAGCUGGUGCUUUGUUGGCUGGCAGAGGUGCUGGAGGUCAUCGCAGACUGCCCAGAGUUAGUCCAGCAGUCCUUCUUGGUGGCCAGUGUUCUGCCUGGUCCCGAUGGCACUGCUAACUCAGCUACCCGCAAUGCUGACAUGCAGGAGGAGCUGAUUGCCUCCCUAGAGGAGCAGCUGAAACUGAGUGGGGAGCAGACUGAGGAGGAGCCUGCAGCCUCCACACCCCAAUCCAGACCAUCCCCUGAAGAGGUAAUUGAACCCGAGAGCCUUCACCAGCUCUUCGAAGGUGAAAGUGAGACAGAGUCUUUCUAUGGCUUUGAAGAGGCUGACCUGGAUUUGAUGGAAAUCUGAAGGGUAGACUCCUGGGGAGGGGAGAAAUAGGCAAGGGGGUGGGGGGAAAUAAGGUACAAGGCGGGAUGGGAACUUUGGUUUUUUAAUUUUUUUGCCACCCCCUUGUGUUGGUUCAUACUUCCCUUUGAAUUAAAGGAAAUUAAUGGAUCAUGUCUGAGCUGAGGAGCUGGCCAGAGGCUAUUCAGCUUCUGCAGAAAGGGUUUUCAUGACUUUUUAAAAAAAAAUAAAAUAAAAUCACUGUGUUUGGUAUUUUUCCAAC